CCACAUGCUCGUCCUCUUGCCGUGGAAUAUGUCCCAUCUGAUGGACAUUUUCUGUGCUUGAGCAUAGUAAUGAACGUCUGACAGGCGCGACCUUUCAUAAGACAGCCCACACUAUUGGCUUUCUGCCCAGAAUAUUGCUGCAACCCCAUCUGUGAUUGGUUCUCCCCCUAUCAUGCAUUGCUUCGCGAAGGGAAGCGACCCCUUUUUUAAUAAAUCUACGAUGGCUGGCUGCACUGGGCUGCACCGUUGGUACUAAGAAGUGCCUUUUCCUGACGUCUCUCCUGCUUGGACCGCUUCUAGAGCAGCCUCUGCUUUUGCCUUGCUUGCUGCCAGCUAGACUGAGAGGACAGCACAUCUACCCUCCACCCUCCGCCUCUAGCCCAGACACCCCCAUUUCUACUUGUAAUCAAGAGAAAGCCUCUAAGUAUCUGGCAUUGCCUUAGGCUGCUUUAGUAGAAAGAGAGAGAGAGAGAGAGAUUGAGAGAAAGAGAGAGAGAAAGAGAGAGAGAGAGAAAGUGAGAAAGAGAGAGAGAUUGAGAAAAGUUUGCUGGGGAAAAAAAAAGUGAGAUAUCUUCUGCCAGAAAAAUCAAGGAGGAAAAACAAACAAACAAACAAAAAUAAUUUCUCGAUUGUUGCUCUAAAGCUGCUGCAUCUGUCUAUGCCAAACUAAUCAAUACCAAUUGCACCACAGAACCCAAUUGCAAAUUCAGCUGUGAGGAGAUUACCUUUCAGACAAUUUGCUGAAAGCAGCUUGGAAAUUCUGUGUCGAAGGGUCUGCCACGUUUUCAUGCUUGUGUUUGGGGCUCCAAAUUGGCACUGAGAAUGGGGUAUUGAGAGCACAAAGCUAGUUCCAGGCCCCACUCUGAAACAGUGAGAUACUCGUGAUCCUAACAUUUCUCUUAAGUCCCAAACCUCUUUCGAUGAACAGUUUCAUGCUGUGAAUUUCUAGUGGGAUCUCUUUUCCUUGAUAUUGACAACACGAUUUUCCAUGUACCUUUAAAGAACAGGGAUUUGGGGACAGAGCAUUUCAAGAGGUGACAUUUUCAUCAUUUCCAGUCUUAACAGUUUGGCUUUUUUGGGGGGGGUGCCUCUGGGGGGGCUCGGUUUGGUUUUGUUCGUUUGUUUCACUGAAAAAAAAAAUUUAACUACCUGUAAAAUCUAAACAUGGCUGUUAGUGUCACACCAAUUCGGGACACCAAAUGGCUCACAUUGGAAGUAUGUAGAGAGUUCCAAAGGGGCACUUGUUCACGAGCAGACACGGAAUGUAAAUUUGCACAUCCAUCGAAAAGCUGCCAAGUUGAAAAUGGACGAGUAAUCGCCUGCUUUGAUUCAUUGAAAGGUCGCUGUUCAAGAGAGAACUGCAAAUAUCUUCACCCACCUCCCCAUUUAAAAACACAAUUGGAAAUAAAUGGACGCAACAACCUGAUUCAGCAGAAGAACAUGGCCAUGCUGGCCCAACAGAUGCAACUUGCUAAUGCCAUGAUCCCUGGCGCCCCGCUACAACCUGUGCCAAUGUUUUCUGUUGCCCCAAGCCUAGCCACUAAUGCAUCAGCCGCCUUCAAUCCCUACCUGGGACCCGUUUCCCCAGGCUUGGUCCCGGCAGACAUCUUGCCAACCGCACCGAUGCUGGUUACGGGAAAUCCUGGCGUCCCAGUACCUGCUGCAGCAGCUGCUGCUGCACAGAAAUUAAUGAGGACAGAUAGACUGGAGGUAUGUCGAGAGUAUCAACGGGGUAAUUGUAACCGAGGAGAAAAUGACUGCCGAUUUGCCCAUCCUGCUGACAGUGCUAUGAUUGAUACCAAUGACAACACUGUCACCGUGUGUAUGGAUUACAUUAAAGGGAGAUGCUCUCGGGAAAAGUGCAAAUAUUUCCACCCUCCUGCCCAUCUACAAGCCAAGAUCAAGGCUGCCCAAUACCAGGUCAACCAAGCUGCAGCUGCCCAGGCUGCAGCCACCGCAGCUGCUAUGACUCAGUCGGCUGUCAAAUCACUGAAGCGACCCCUCGAGGCAACCUUUGACCUGGGAAUCCCUCAAGCUGUUCUUCCCCCAUUACCAAAGAGGCCUGCUCUUGAAAAAACCAAUGGUGCCACGGCGGUCUUUAACACUGGUAUUUUCCAAUACCAGCAGGCUCUUGCCAACAUGCAGUUACAACAGCAUACAGCCUUUCUCCCACCAGGCUCAAUCUUGUGCAUGACACCCGCUACAAGUGUUGUUCCCAUGGUGCACGGUGCUACGCCAGCCACUGUGUCCGCUGCAACAACAUCCGCCACAAGUGUUCCCUUCGCUGCAACAGCCACAGCCAACCAGAUCAUCUUAAAGAGAAGAGGACAGUGUGCUUGUUUAGAAUAAAGGACAAGGUCGCUAGCCAUAAUGUAUAUACCGUCAAGCAACACACCCAGCCAAACCCUCAGCCGUAAAGCAUCCACCUAUUGCAUGUUAUCGAGACGAAAAGACAACAUGGAAACCCACUGCACACUGUUGCCUAGAUAUUUUGUAUAUUGAAUUGAUAUUUGUGCUGAGGUGAUCUUCCUGUCUAAAAGAACAACCUUGUCUCUCUUUUCUAGCACAGAGAGAUGCAUAUGGAUUUUGGUAUGCAUCCACCUAGUUAAUUUCCUACAUACUCAUGCCAUCUUGAAAAGACAGACUAUGGUGUAACCAUGAUUCUCUCAUGUAUUGGUACGUCUGUAGACCAAGAUAUAAUUUUUUUUAAAAAAAAUAAGUUUAUUUCUUUCAAGGUUUACAAAUAACAAAGGUGCACCUUGUAUUUAAAAUUGCCAUUAUAGACAAAAGUGUGCAUGCACAGUCAUUUUUGUUGAAGAGUAAUAUUUUUAAUGUUAUAGAUUGUAAGAGGUGGUGAGGGAGGGAUCUGACAGAGAUGAAUGUGCCAAGCAAAACCAUAGCUGUGUAUAUUUUAAAGCACAUCAUGGCUUUAAGAACCAUGUUGUUGAAGAUACUCAUGAAGUGCCAUAGACUGUACAUCAAAGUAGAGUAUUAUUUCUUCAGUGUUAUUAUUUUCAGAGCCACGUUUCGUUGCUUACUCGCUAAUACCGAUCAGUCAAAGGGCACCAUUCUUUUUUCGAAACCAAAGCUGUCUCAGAAAUGGCCCAUUUAACCUUACAGUAACCAUAGGCAGCACAAGACAAAUUCUCAAAUAAACACAGAAAAUUCACACAUACUGGAGAUAUAGAAAGAGAUAGAUAUAUAUAGAUUAUAUAUAUAAUUAUUUUAAUGCAUUGUAGUGUAAUAUUUAUGCAUAUUAUACUGUAUAACAUUAUACUCAAAAAGAAAAAAAAAGGGAAAUGCCAUUUCUGAGACACGAUAACAAGAAAACAAUGUUUGAGGAACUUGUUUUGCUUCUAUUUAUAGCCUGUCAAAAGUCAAAAGACUAUAAAUGCUUUGCAAAAAUAGUUUCACUUUGUUUCUAUUCUUCAUUACAGUCACAUUCAAAAUGGUGACUCUAAACAAAGGAAGGCAGAAGCACUGUCAUUGGAUGCAUGUUAAACCAAAAUAUGAAUAUGGUAAAGGUUUAAUUAAGUAGUAUUUGGGCGGGUUAAGUACUUGGGUGAAUUUUAUAUGUGAUUUUUUUUUCCUUUUUUUCUGUUUUGUUUUGAUUAACUGCUUAUAGCCUUAGAAAGCCUUUUACAAAAUUAAAAAAUAUAUAUAGAUAGAUGUGCAUUCAGUUUUUAAAAAUAGAUUCAUCCAAAGGAAUUCCUUUUUUUUUUUCUUUCUUUCUUUUUUUUUUUUUUUUGUGGUUUGGAUGUUGCAGCUAGUAGAGGAUAUACAUAUAUAUGUAUAUGUACAGAUAUAUAUAUGUAUAUGUAUAAUUUUUUUUGCCUGUUCAGCAAUUCUGACCAUUGCUGAAGUGGGGGCCAGGUCACUAGUAGUGUGGUGUGGAAUGGAAGAGGAGGAGGUUCCGUUAUAGAACCUUCCAUACUUCCACGUUUACGGCAAGUUUUUAUGCUCGAGAGAAAUGCUUUCUAGUAUAAGAAUGAUGUGUUGAUUUUACUGAUUGUACUGUACAUCUAUUAAAGCCUUAGAUUAUUACAUUACGGGUUGGACCCCAUACCAAUGUAAUUUCAAUCGUGUUAAGAAAGUAUAGGUGACUUCACAUGUUAUUGUAGUUAGUUUCAUUAUAGAAUAUUACUUAUUUUUCCUUGUUAAAAGGUAGAUUUUAAUUUCCUACAUUUAUUAAAAUUGUUUUCAUUUUCUAUUAACAAUUGAAUAUCAUUUCAGUUUAUAAAAUUUUGUUUUAUUAGAUUUUACUGAUGAAUUUUUCAAAAUACAAAAAAAUUAGUUUUUUUUUCUUUCAUAACAUACUCAGUUUUGAAUUACAUGUAGUGUCAUAUAAGGAUUCGUAUUAUUGUUAACUAAAUGAUUUAUAUUUUACGGAUUUAAUAUUACAGUGUAAGAAUGUCAGUCAUUGUUAGUUCUUGUCUAGUUUUCAUUAAAAGAACAAAGAUCUUUUAUAUGGAUAUCUUAUAAUUAUAUAAUCAUUGCUAAGUAAGAAGUUAAGUUGUUGCUAUGGCAACAAUCCUGGCAGACAAUUGAAUAAUAUUUUGAUGAUUUAUUUUGUUUGUAAUUAGUUAUUAUAAGAAAAUCUAGAUCCUAGAUAUUAGAAUAAAAUUUAUUUUCUACUGUAUCCAAUUCAAAUGUUAAAAUAUUGUUUAAAUAUUUUUUGAAAUCCCUGAAUAUCAGGCCUUGUUAUAAUUAAGCUGCAUAAUCGAUAGAUCAAGGGACUUUUUGUUGAUAAUCCAAAUACUCAAAGUUUACGUAACAAGAAUUUUAGUGUGUGCAAACUCUUGAGGGUUGAUUAUGCUGCAGUUUAGCAUGUUGGAACGUUGAGGAAAGAAGGUUGACUUUUUGCACUUCUGUAUAUAGUCAAAAAAAAAAAAAAAAGAGAGAAACCUGUAUAAUAGUGAGAUCUUAUUUUGAAUAAAAACGUCUAUAAUUACAAGGAGUUUUGUUAAGGCUAAUAAAAAAAAAUAUGACAGGCUGAGAAAAAUUGCUUGCAAAAAUGGCAGAGUUAGCACUCCAAACCCCUCCCAAAAAAUGGCUUUGCUUUUUGUGGACAGCUUGUAGUUUGCCAGGAUUUUUUCAGCUGGAAAGAUAUGCCAUCCUUCCAAGAUCUCAUGACUGACAACAGUUCCUCUGGUCCAAAAUAUGCCUGAAGAUCAUUGCCAAAAAUAGCAGGUACUUAUUUCAACCAUUAAGGUGAAAUCAUGGAUCAGAUAGUCCUUACAUUAUUCAAAACUACUGCAUGUUUAAACUAUCAAAAAAAAUAAAGAGAACUAUAUUAAGAAUAUAUACUAUUCAAACCAGUUUGACAAUUUCAGUGGUUUAUUGUUCACAAGACAAAAAUCUACAAAAUGAGUAUUGACUCUCACAAAAAGUUAAAAAUCAUGAACAGGCAAACCAAACAGCACACCGUAGCUAUCGUUGUUAUGUGAUUGUUUGUUUUUUUUUUUUUUUAAUUGCUAUUAGUGAGCUGUUCUUUUAGCAGGUGAAAACAAAUAAACCUCAAAUUUUACAGUUUUAAUUUUCAAAAUCAGAAGCACUCAGAACAACGUCAUUAAGCACGUUGUGAUUUAAAAGCCACGUAUCACAUGAUAUUCGGCUAUAGUUUUUAAUUGGUAUUAUUCAACAGUCACACCGAUCAGGUGAUGACGAUGUUGCACUUAUUUGCAACCCUGCAACUUUCAUCUGCUGAAAGGACAGACGUGCUUGAUUUUACUAUUAUGUAAUCACAGAAUUACUUUUGCUUGUAGUCGCUUUGAAUUAUGUAUUCUGUCCUUGGCUGCAAUUUGUUUUUAUGCUUAUUUUAUUAUUAUUGCAAUAGUUGACUUUGCUGUAUGGAAAAAUAAAGUAAAAAAUUGCCCUAAUAAAA
Molecule: messenger RNA, 5884 nt
Organism: Antechinus flavipes (yellow-footed antechinus)
Lineage: Eukaryota; Metazoa; Chordata; Mammalia; Dasyuromorphia; Dasyuridae
Gene: MBNL1
Product: muscleblind like splicing regulator 1
Exons: 10
Coding region: 1165-2349 (394 amino acids)
Molecular function (GO): metal ion binding
Source: RefSeq, a predicted model, not a curated record